This is a messenger RNA of Boeremia exigua, 729 nucleotides long. RefSeq lists its product as uncharacterized. Gene Ontology annotation, molecular function: hydrolase activity. Bases 1 to 729 code for a protein of 242 amino acids. Lineage: Eukaryota; Fungi; Ascomycota; Dothideomycetes; Pleosporales; Didymellaceae. The record is from RefSeq and is a predicted model, not a curated record. The transcript has 2 exons.
AUGCCUCACGUCGAACCACCACGCACCUCCUUCCCGCCUAUCGUCGCACAGUAUUCAGGCGAAGAUCUCGUCGUAGGCGGCGGUGUCGCGAUCUUCCACCUCGCAACGCAACGCGUCGUGAUCUGCAGCGCGCGCGGCCGGCGGGGAGACAAAUACUACUUCCUGCCCAAAGGGCGGCGCGACGUAGGAGAAGACAGUCGCGCGGGAGCUGAGCGCGAGGGCUACGAGGAAUCCGGCUACCGCAAUCGGCUCCUCCCGCUGCCGACCAAGCACCGCCAGCCGCAAGCACAUCCGCGCGUCGACUCACCGCCGCUUACUGCGGAACCUGUUUGGAUGCAGAUGAUGCCGCUCGGGCAUGGGUCGAUGCAGUACGUGUUGUACUGGUACAUUGCGGAGACGCUUCCGCCUGAUCUUGAGGUGGAGCUGCUGACGGACGUAGGCGCUGCGUAUAAGCAGCCGCCGGCGUACCCGCCCACUUUGACGCUGAGGGAGAGAUUAGCAAUGGAGCCGGAGGGGUAUGAGCCAGUGCAUCACGAGGGGACGGGGGUCGAUGAGGAAGAAGCGACGUAUAAGAGUUAUCUCGUAACUGUUGAAGAGGCGGUGAAGAAGCUCGGACGGAAUGGGGUGAUGGCUGAUGUGGUGCUGAGGGGAUGGAAGGGAAUUCAGGAUCGGUUGGCAAUGGAGGAGAUGCACGAGGCGGCAACGCAAAGUCCGGAGGCUAUGAUCUGA